This is a messenger RNA of Fraxinus pennsylvanica, 1149 nucleotides long. The record is from the annotation of a GenBank genome assembly. NCBI's taxonomy places the organism in Eukaryota, Viridiplantae, Streptophyta, Magnoliopsida, Lamiales, Oleaceae.
AUGAGUAGGAGCAGUUGUUUUCUACUCCCCAAUAAUAACAGUUUGAAGCAUGUUUCCGAGGGAGAAUUCUUGAAAAGCAGUGGAUUGGCCCGAUAUCGAUCUUCUCCAAGCUCGUUCUUCACAACCCUUCUCGAAUCUGGUAAUGAAUCCGAUAGUAUGUUUUCUGCCCUGAUGAAUGAGACUCGGGAUGAUGAUCUGAAUCAGAAGUAUCAACUACAGUAUUCUUCUGGGGGGCCUAUGAAGCAAGAAAUAGAGGCCGGUACACGAAAGAAUGGAUCUACUUCACAAGUGGUGUAUGAAAGUGGAGGUGCUGUUGUGGGAUCUUAUUCUGUUGGAAUGGAGAAUCAAGUUCAAGUGAGGAUGAAUAAUGGGAAUGGGAAUUGCUCAAAUCUUGUCAGGCAAAGCAGUUCUCCUGGUGGAUUUUUCUCUGGUUAUGGUGUAACUGGAGAAGUAGGAAAUUACAGAGUUAGUAAUGGGACAAGUGCUGAAGCCCAUUCGUCAGCAAAUGGUUUGAACAAUUACUUGAACUUCUCAUCCAGUUCACCUUCUAGAUCAAGGGUCAUGCCCAGCAUACCAGAAAAUGAAAACGAAGGCAUAAGCAUGCAUAACCCUGACGACGGACAAUGGAGAAAUGAUAAUAGUGCUAAUGGAAAAGGAUAUGAUGCCGCCUUUCCAAAACGCAUGUGGAACGAUUCUUCCUUCAACCAAUUAAAAAGAAACAGAGAUGGUGAGCCAAAGAUGUUCUCUAAUUUCAGUGGAUCCAAAAAUCCGAAAGUGGAAACGGGAAACAAUAAUCAAGGUUUAUCACACCAUUUGAGCUUGCUAAAAGCUUCUGCUGAAAUGGCUGCGGUAGAAAAGUAUCUACAAUUUCAACCAGACACUGUUCCUCUUCAAGUUCGGGCCAAAAGAGGUUGCGCCACUCAUCCACGAAGCAUUGCAGAAAGGAUGAGACGAACACGGAUUAGUGAAAGAAUGAAGAAGUUGCAAGAGCUAUUUCCCAAUAUGGACAAGCAAACGAGCAUUGCUGAUAUGUUAGGUUUGUCCGUUGAUUACAUUAAAGACCUUCAGAAACAAGUCGAGACUCUCACGGACAAAAAAGCGAAGUGCACGUGUUCUAAUAAAUCAAAUCAAGCAAAUUCUACCAUGUGA